Cricetulus griseus (Chinese hamster) is the source of this 846-nucleotide messenger RNA. NCBI's taxonomy places the organism in Eukaryota, Metazoa, Chordata, Mammalia, Rodentia, Cricetidae. The record is from RefSeq and is a predicted model, not a curated record.
AUGAAAAUUUUAAUUCUUCUUGGACUCAUAGGAGCUACAUCAGCAGCUCCGCUUGUCUCACAGCGCCUAUUGUCUGCUAGCAACAGUCAUGAGUUACUCCUGGGUCUAAAUAAUGGUCGACUUUUGCCACUGCAAUUUCAGGGUGCUUUUAACCCCUGGAUUCCUCCCUUCCCUGGGUUUCUGCAACAGCAGCAGCAGCAGCAGCAGGCUCAGGUCCCAGGACUCCCACAGUUUCCACUCUCAACAUUAGAGAGCUUGGCUGGGCUAUUCCCAAAUCAGAUACCUUUCUCAGGACAGGUUGGGUUUGCCCAAGGAGGUCAGGCUGGCCAACCAGAUCUCUCACAGCCACAGACACCACCACAAAGCCAACAGGUUGCUAACCUUAUGUCCUACAUGGUUCCCUUCAAAGUGCCCCAAGAUCAAACACAGGUGCUUGGGUACUACCCAAUUUACAUGCUGCUUCCCUGGGAGCAAACUCAACAAAUGGUCACAUCAUCACCCCAGCAAACAGGGCCACAGCUAUUUGAGGAACAGAUACCAUUCUAUAAUCAAUUUGGAUAUGUACCACAACAAGCAGAACCUGAUGUACAAGGAGGACAGCAACAUUUAGCUUUUGACACCUUUGUAGGCACAGCUCCUGAAACUCCUGGAAUGCCAACAGAAGGAAAGCCACUGUAUUCCCAAAGAGAACCAGUCAACUUUAAGCUUGACAAUGUAGGAGUCUUCAUGCCUUCAACUUCACUAAAGCCCAACACAGACCAUGUUUUCACUUCUGCAAUAGACCCGACUAUUGCCCCAGUACUUCCAGAACAGAAGGCCAAGACUGAUAACAUAAGAGAACCUUAA